Molecule: messenger RNA, 2111 nt
Organism: Salvelinus sp. IW2-2015
Lineage: Eukaryota; Metazoa; Chordata; Actinopteri; Salmoniformes; Salmonidae
Biological process (GO): anterograde axonal transport
Cellular component (GO): mitochondrion
Source: RefSeq, a predicted model, not a curated record
UCCAGUGCUAAGCGCAAGUGAGAUAGGGCUCUGCUUCGUUCAUCACAGGCUCGCACACCCUGUCAUCUCCAGCCAUUCAUUCUGCCCUCCCUCGCUUCGGCGCACGCUGCAUUCCUCCGGUAGUUUUUGGAUAGCGCAUAGCGAUGUUUCUCUGCAGAACGGCCUGGCAAAAAUGUGGGCAUUUGGCAAGGAAGUCAGCCUACCAGUUAUCUAGAGAUGUACUGCCACGGCGACAGAUGUCGUCGCUCCCCGGUGGUACUGGUGAUAACAURAUCUAUGCCCUGCUGUGUGGUGGGGCCUUUGCUGGAGCUGUCGCCUAUACGUACAGCACUGUGACCACAGACCACGCCAGAUUCACCGACCGUAUAGCGGAUAUCAACGCUCGUCCCAAGGCCGAGUGGGUUCCCAAACCAUGGCCCCCCAAGAGCAGGGAUGAGGAAGAGGAGGGUGAGGAAGCAGUAGCCGAUGGAGAGGAGGAAGCAGAGGAGGCGGCGGCUGGAGAGGAGGCUGCAGCUGAAGAGGCUGUGGAAGCGGAAAACGUAGCAGAACCUGCUGAAGAGGCCGAGGCAGUCUCUGAAGAACCUGCUGUGGAGGCAGCAGUAGAGGAAGUGGCUGUAGUAGAAGCAGAGACUGUGGUGGAGGAGAUCGCAGAGGCUGUCGCCGAGGCUGCUGAAGUCAUCGCCGAGGUCGCUGAAGAGGUCGUUGAGGUGGCCAAGGAAGUAGAGGCGGCAGCAGAGGAAGUGGUCAUAGUGGCCGAGGCCGUGGAGGAUGCUGCAGAGGCCAUCGCCGAGGAAGCAGUUGCUGUGGCAGAGCCAGAGAGCAAUGGUACGGCCGCACAGGAGGAGGUAGCUCCCGAGGCUGCUGUUACUGCGGAGUAACGGGCGCGUACACUGUCCUUCACCACCAGCCCAACACACAUACACACUGAUAGACAAGCAACUAGAGGAAGGUUAGGUGUGCACUAUUUACCCACACCAUAUAAUACAGUACCACUUAAAACUGAUCCCACCUUUUCCAAAAACCACUUGAGAGCUUGACUCCUCAGAUGUAAAGGUUCUUCUCUGGAAAGAACACAUUUUAUUUAUUAGAGUUUAUAUAGAUGGCAGAGGUGUAAUUUAUGAUAUGACUGAUUAAGUUAAAGUGAGAAGACUGAGUAGAAUAUUGUUAUUUCCCCUCUUCACACUAGAAGCUUCCAGACUUUGUGGGGUUUGAUUACUUUAUGUAGUUCAGUCUCUCCUGGCUGUGUACAGUAUAGUUGUUGUGAUUCCUGGAGAUGGUAAAGGCACUAAAAAGCUUUCGCUGCUGAGGCUGUUUUUUCUUGAAUUCCCUAUCCAAUCAGAACAGCAGAUCGCCACAGUGAGACCCUUUAGAAAGUGGCAGUGAUGUCAUCAAUGCUAUCUCUUGCACAGUUAAGGAUGUAAUGGUUUCAACCUUGUAUCAUUACAGUAAGGAUAAAAAUACACAGCUGCAAAUCACUUCUCCUUCCAAACUACCGUUUCACCCUUCUCCCUUCCUCUUAAACAUUGGCCACUCAUCUUUCACCAUUCUGUUUACGAUCUCCACUGACCUAGCGUAUCAACAAUCUUUAACCUCUCACCUGCCUUGCCUCAGAGGCCCYCUGCCGCAUGCAACCACAAACAGGAAAACACCUCAAAUGAGCCAUUUGAUUAUUUUGUUUGUAAUGUGUACGCCCAGUCCACGGCUAACCAAUCACUACUACUCGGGGUUUAUUUGGGAGAUAUUACAUUUACUGUACUUUUGAAGCCUCUUUUAAUAUGCUUCUCUGCCAGAUAUCACUGAGUUGGUACAUGCCGACGUAAUGAUAAAAGCUUUUGUUUAACCCAACCCGCUGCACAUCUCAUGCAGCCGUGUGAUAGCUUCUGCUAGUACAGACAACCCUACUGUAACACAACAAACUGUUGCCGUGUGUUUUAUUCUUCACUGUAAAACUGGAACUUUGAGGGAAUGACCUUGUAAGGUUAACUUGAUGAACUCAACCAUGUGGUCAUUCAGAUUUUGCUCUUUUUUAAAAACUGGAUAACGCAGUGAGUAGUUGUGUAAUGGGAUUUCAUCGAGCCAAACAAUAAAAGUAUUGAGAAACUGGAAAGAUC